GUCCGUGGAGUGUGAAGGGAGGUGGAGGAGAUGGCGGCCACUGCGCGGGAAGAUGGCGCCCGCGGCCAAGAGCAAGGGCGGCGGGGCUGCGAGCACUAUGACAGAGGAUGUCUCCUGAAGGCACCUUGCUGUAACAAGCUUUAUACUUGCCGGUUGUGUCAUGAUAACAGUGAAGAUCAUCAGCUAGAUCGCUUUAAAGUAAAAGAAGUGCAGUGCAUAAACUGUGAAAAAAUUCAACAUGCCCAACAGACUUGUGAAAAAUGCAGCACAUUGUUUGGAGAAUAUUAUUGCAAUAUAUGCCAUCUGUUUGACAAAGACAAGAAGCAGUAUCAUUGUGAAAAAUGUGGAAUUUGUAGGAUUGGUCCAAAGGAAGAUUUUUUCCACUGUUUGAAAUGUAACUUAUGUCUAGCUGUGAAUCUCCAAGGAAAACACAAGUGUAUUGAAAAUGUCUCCCGGCAGAAUUGUCCAAUAUGUCUGGAGGACAUUCACACAUCCCGUGUUGUUGCUCAUGUCUUGCCAUGUGGACAUCUUUUACAUAGAACAUGUUAUGAAGAAAUGUUGAAAGAAGGCUACAGAUGUCCGUUAUGUAUGCACUCUGCUUUUGAUAUGAGUAGGUACUGGAGACAGCUGGAUGAUGAAGUAGCACAGACACCUAUGCCAUCAGAAUAUCAGAACAUGACUGUAGAUAUUCUCUGCAAUGAUUGCAAUGGACGUUCCACAGUCCAGUUCCAUAUAUUAGGCAUGAAAUGUAAGAUUUGUGAAUCCUACAAUACUGCUCAAGCUGGAGGAUGUAGAAUUUCACUAGAUCAGCAAUGAUCAACUAUACUACUGGAAAACUUAGCAUUUUCUGAUAUAGAAAAAGGCUUUCCUUAGUAUCCUGUUGUCAUAAUGUGCCACAAUCUAUGCAUUAGAAUUGAUGUGUUUUGUACUAGUGUCACAGCAUAAAAUCAUAUUACAAAUAUAUAAGGAUUCAGGGUCUCUUUAUAGAAUCAUCAUAGCUCUAUACUGGAUGACUGUGCUUGUGUUUUGAUUGGAAAUCCCUUUAGUGUCAGUUGUUUGGAAGCCAGUGAUGUUUGUCACAGAAACUCAUACCCAUAGGAGAAUGUUAUUCUUCCGUGGAACUUUGCUUUGUGUGACACUAUGCACACACAGUUCAUUUCUAGUUCUUGAUAGAACUGCACUUAAUUCUCAGUAUUAUUCUUGAUUUUUUAAGGGCUGUGCUGUAAUGGGAAUAGGCUCUACCUUUGUAUUAAAAUUUAAUUACAUAGGCUUUAGAAUUUUUUAAAACAGUCCUUUGAAUCCUGUAAAUGUGAAUUUUUAUGUAAUAGCUAAUAAAAUUAUAUUGAAACAGUG
Messenger RNA from Choloepus didactylus (southern two-toed sloth), 1353 nucleotides. RefSeq names its product ring finger and CHY zinc finger domain containing 1 (gene RCHY1). The transcript has 9 exons. Gene Ontology annotation, biological process: ubiquitin-dependent protein catabolic process; protein ubiquitination. The record is from RefSeq and is a predicted model, not a curated record. Gene Ontology annotation, cellular component: nucleus. The coding region runs from base 31 to 816 and encodes 261 amino acids. NCBI's taxonomy places the organism in Eukaryota, Metazoa, Chordata, Mammalia, Pilosa, Megalonychidae. Gene Ontology annotation, molecular function: ubiquitin protein ligase activity; zinc ion binding.